CACACAUUUCACUCUUAUAAAUGGCAUCGUCAAAUACAAAACCAGAUGCUCAAAUCUACAUCUGUAACCCUCUCUCUCUAUAUUCUACUGCCAGAUAAGAUUUUAAUUGUAAUUAAAAUUAUUUAAUUACAAUGCUACGCCGCCGCAUUCCAAUCCUCGCGCUCCUCUUCCUCGCCGUGAUUCCGGACAACGCCGCCGCCUCGUCGUCCAAGAGCCAGUUCCUGUCGGUGCAGAACGCGGCCAGGGCGGCGCUGCGCCUCCCGCCGCUGGCGUGGGAUCGGCGGAUGGCACAUUUCGCGGCGGCGUACGCCCGGCGGCGGCGCGGCGACUGCGAGCUGCGGCACUCGGGCGGGCCGUACGGAGAGAACAUAUUCUGGGGCAGCGGCGGAGCGUGGACGGCGGGGCAGGCGGCGGCGGAGUGGGUGGCGGAGCGGCGGGAGUACAGCUACAAGUCGAACUCGUGCGCGGAUGGGCGGCAGUGCGGGCAUUACACGCAGAUCGUGUGGAGGGAGACGACCAGGAUGGGCUGCGCCAGAGUCGUGUGCGACCGAGGCAAGGGUGUUUUCGUCAUUUGCAACUACAAUCCCCCUGGAAAUUACGUUGGCCAAAGGCCUUAUUGAUUAGUACUAACUUUUACGCUUCAAGUUUGUUAGUAGUACAUAUUUUCGGAGUAUCUGUUUUCAUUAUUUUUUUUUUCUUAGGAAAUAACGAUUAUAAUUAUUUGUAUGCAGAAAGAGACACCAUGUUGAUAUUAUGAUUAAGUGCAUCGUUGUGAGUCUCUUAUCCUCAAUAGUGGAGUAGUAUUAAUUUAUUUUGUGUUUUUUA
Messenger RNA from Salvia hispanica, 825 nucleotides. The record is from RefSeq and is a predicted model, not a curated record. Lineage: Eukaryota; Viridiplantae; Streptophyta; Magnoliopsida; Lamiales; Lamiaceae.